This is a messenger RNA of Rodentolepis nana, 2265 nucleotides long. NCBI's taxonomy places the organism in Eukaryota, Metazoa, Platyhelminthes, Cestoda, Cyclophyllidea, Hymenolepididae. The record is from the annotation of a GenBank genome assembly.
AUGAACCGCAUUCGUGCUCCUCCUCAAAUAGUUGCCCCUCCUGGUCCAGUGGCGGAUGUAAUUCGUCUGGAGCUAGAAGCUAGAGAGGUGCCUCCUGGCCGAAGGAUGCUCGGCCGAGUUUACCUCUCAACAGUCCAGCCGUCUGUUGUGGAACGCAUUAAUUUAGUGGUUGCCAAGGCUACAAUUGUCACCCACCCCAAUGAAAACGUGCAUGUGAGUGAUAGAGGAACAACCAGUGUCACCCAUCUUCCAGUCAAUGUGAUACGUCCAGCGUCCCGUUCGCUUGUUGGUAGACAAGCACUCACUGCUAUUCGACCCGCGCCAACAUCUAUCACAACUCUAGAUCCAGUUAUUAGACAACUAUACUUCCAACCUGGCCAAUUUGCUAUACCUUACUUGCUCUACAUGCCUGAGACAGAAAUGCCCUCGUUUGCCUACGCUCACCCCGAAACUGGAUGUGCUUUUGUCGUUAACACCGCGUUGCGACUAUACCUCUACCUGAGUGGUGCACUUUACAUAACCCAAGCAAUUCCAUUAUGGUUGCCUGCACUUGGAAGUGAUGAUCAUUUUAUAUCCUCAACACAUGAGAACAAAUUCCAAAUUGUCUCCCCAAGGAAGUACUAUCUUAGAGGGGAUGAAGUGAAAGUCGCAGUUGGAUUUUUCACUGAUUCAGGAAAGACUCCUGAGGCGAGAAUAGUUUGUCGCAUCACUUGUCGAGCUGGAAAUGUGGUUGAAAUGCUUGAGAUUGUGGAAUAUAAGAAGUUGGAGGAAGUUCAACCACCUGCAUCUGAAGUGCUUCGAGAAAUGGGUCAAAGAACUGGCACUCGAUGGAAAAAAAUGUAUGAAACGACUGAUUUGGUGCUGGAAGACUAUUUGAGUAACUCUUACAAUGCUCCAGAGUUUAAUCUAACUUAUUGGCUACAGGUAAAGCUUGAUAAUAAAGAAUAUGAAGCUCCAAUUGCUCUUGUUGAUUAUAUGGCAGAGGGAAACUUCAAACCACCUCAAAUCAGUUCUGAGUAUCAGCGGGAAUAUAACUGCUCGAAUGAUGACUACAUUGAUGCAAUUGACUAUCAAUCAGCUUGUCUUCAAAGUUCGCAAGAUAAUACUCCAACGGAUAUCAAUGAGGAUUGUUUCUUUCUAAAUAUAUUUGUCCCUCAGAAGGAUGACAACAAGUCUCUAUUUCCGGUUUUAAUUCACAUUCAUGGUGGAAGUUUCCAAAUGGGUAGCAGCCACAGCUAUCCAGCUCACGCUCUUGCAUCUACUGGCCUCGUAGUUGUGACCUUCAAUUACCGCCUAGGCUUACUAGGCUUCUUUCCCCCUAACACCGACAAUAUUCCAACAAAUAUUGGAGUGAUGGAUCAGAUCCUAGUCAUGGAAUGGGUCCAACGACACAUCGAUCGUUUCUAUGGCAACCCAAAAGAUGUAACUAUAAUGGGUGAAAGUGCUGGUGCGGCAAGUGUUGCCAUCCAUAUAGUUUCUCCAAAAGUAAAAUAUAAAGGUCUGUUUUCUAAAGCGAUAAUAAUAUCGGGUUCGGAUAUGGCCCCUUGGGCUUCCUUAGCCUAUAAAGACAAUAAAUCGGAUAAUUUAACCGCAAAAUUAGCCAGUGUUCUUGGCUGUACGCACAACGCUACCAGUGGUAACGAUGCUGGCGUAUGUUUGAAGAAUGCUUCCUCCUCGGAUCUAAUGGAUGCUGUAGAAAAAAUAGAAAAGGAAUACGAAAGGGAGAUCUGGACGCCAGUUAUUGAUGAAAAGGAGGAAUUAUUAUUGAGAAAACCUUUUCCUCACUUACCUUCCGUGAAACCUUCAUCCAUUCCCCUUUUAAUUGGUGUAAUGGAAUCUGAGGCCUCUAUGCAUGCUACUUACCUUCUCUGGAAUUUCAAAGCUAUUUCAUUCGGUCUUUUCUCUGUAGAAUGGUUCAGAUAUUCUCUCCUGCCCAGCAUGGAACUGACAACUGAAAUGUUUGAAAGAUCGGUGCUGAAGUUGCUGAAGACCUACGGAAUACCAAAUCCCCAUGAUUUGCUUUUAAAAAUAAUCGCAACAUACAAUUGCUCUGGAAAUGUUUCAUCUUGUCAUAACCAAUUAUUUGAGGUGUUUUCCGACUUCUUCUGCAAUGCACCAACUUAUCGAGCUGCCUUGGAGCAAGCCAAGGUCAAUCCAAAUGUGUAUUUUUUCUCAAUGACCCAUCGAAGUCCCAAGGACCUCAGACCAUCAGUUUAUGGUAUCGUAUCCACCAAUAGCGUGAAAGCUAAUUAUUUCGAUUGCUAA